GCGAUGUGGAAAUUUUGAUUCUAUAACAGGCACACCGUUUUCUUCUCGGCUUUAUUUGCUUCUUCUUUUCCCUUUUGUAACAAUGAAGCUUUUAUUGUAUGCCUCACUGUUGCCAGUCAUUGCGACUGUCACUUCGGGAUUCCUCAAGUACGUAUUGCUGUACUUGCAUGCUGUGGGGUUAGCCUGGAUCUUGAUUCAACGGACGGAAUUAUCUGUUUCAACCAACAUGUACGGCUUACGACAGGCUAUAUUGAAUGUGUCACUACCUCCCAAAGAAUCUUGGUUUAAUAUGGGGCUUUGGGAGAAGGAAGGUCUCACCUACCAUCAGGCAUGCGUUGCGCUUGUGAAUGCUGUAGCAAAUUAUAUGAAACUCGGCCGUCGCACGAAAAUUUUGGAUGUCGGCUAUGGUUGUGGUGACUCUUGUUUCCAUUUUGCUGAUGCGUAUGAAUGCGACGUAACGGGUAUUACGCUUGAAACACAGCAAUGGGAAAACGCAGCGUCUCGGCUUCAGGAACAGUGGCAACCUCUGUCAGAUCGAAUGACCCUGCUGCAAGGCAACGCGAACGAUAUAAGCUCUUCAAUGGCCGGCAAACAGUUUGAUCACAUUGUCUGUAUCGAUGCUGCAGUCCAUUUCGGAACCAAGUGGGACUUUUUUCGGGAUGCUUUGCCGCUGUUGGUACCGAAUGGGACUAUAGGUUUGUACGAUUUGGUGUUCCCGCAACCUUUGAAUGAACUAUCGCCUUUCACGCAGGCCAUCAUCUCGUGGCUCUGCGUCAAACUCCACGUUUCUUUGGAACAUUGUAUAACAAUUACUGCGUAUGAGGAAAAGUUGAAGGCAUUGGGUUAUAUUGAUGUGUCCAUCCAGCGUCUACCGAACAAGAACGUUUUUGGCGGUUUAGCCAACUAUAUGCAAGAACAACAGCGUCGAUGCAUCGAUUCCGGCUUAGGUCUCAGCAUCAACAAUCGUAUCUUCUUAACCGGAGCUGGAUCAGUAUACCGUCUUUUGGGCCGACGAGAAUGGGUGUAUCCGGUAUUGGUCACUGGGCGACGGCCAGAUUCCAAAACUGCUAUCGCAGGAGAGCCGAAUUCAUCUUGAUUCACCAAUGAUUUUUCUUAUUCCCACAGACGAUUAUGAUACCAUACAUUCUAAAACAACUGUUGCUAAAAUACUACAUUACAGUAAACAGCAAUAACAACAGAAAAGAAAAAGGGUCUUUGCAAAAAGCACCCCACAAAAUAAUGGGUAAAAUCCAACGAUCAUGUCAGGCUUGCUUUUUCUGCCUCGACACAUUAGCCAAUCAAAUGGCGAUUCAUGAAUAUCUGACGUUUUGAAUGGGAAAAAUUGAACGUCAGAAAAUUUCAC
Messenger RNA from Radiomyces spectabilis, 1363 nucleotides. Its product is annotated as S-adenosyl-L-methionine-dependent methyltransferase. Lineage: Eukaryota; Fungi; Mucoromycota; Mucoromycetes; Mucorales; Radiomycetaceae. The transcript has 4 exons. The record is from RefSeq and is a predicted model, not a curated record. Bases 83 to 1096 code for a protein of 337 amino acids.